Anthonomus grandis grandis is the source of this 2472-nucleotide messenger RNA. It is a transcript of the gene thoc5, whose product is annotated as THO complex subunit 5 homolog. Bases 340 to 2427 code for a protein of 695 amino acids. The transcript is spliced from 16 exons. Gene Ontology annotation, cellular component: THO complex part of transcription export complex. NCBI's taxonomy places the organism in Eukaryota, Metazoa, Arthropoda, Insecta, Coleoptera, Curculionidae. Gene Ontology annotation, biological process: mRNA export from nucleus; positive regulation of DNA-templated transcription, elongation. The record is from RefSeq and is a predicted model, not a curated record. Gene Ontology annotation, molecular function: mRNA binding.
AAAAACCAAAACGUUUGGUUAUUCGCCUAAAAUUGGCUUAUAUUUUUGUGUUUUUGAGGUUAUACUUCGCAUUGUUAUUAGGUUGUGUCUUAUUGUUUUCCGUCAUAAAGUGAAUUUGUUAUUAUUGGAGAUUAAUUCGCUUUUAUGAUUUAUUACUUUAUGGGUGAUAUUGUUAGCCAUAGUACUGUGUGCUUUUUCAGCUAUAACUGAUAGGAGCUUAUUAUUUGUUUUAUUACUGAUAAGAGACACCGACUACCGUAGGGCAGUUCUUUUAAGGAUACUGGAUCUUUAGCACUCUUUUGGAUCACUGCUGUGUAACAUUUUUAAACAAAGGUCAAAAUGGUAAAAGAUUCAUCUGGAAUCACCACUCAAGUUAAAAAGAAAAGAAAACCGAAUGCAGAAACGGAGCUCCAAACUGAAAUUUAUCAGAGAGUAUGUGAGUUUGAAGAAAAAGAAGCUAAAAACAGGGACCUGCUUAAAGACUCUGAAGUAUUUUAUAAAAAUAUAGAUGACAUUUGUGAUAAUUUACAACAAAUUCGCAACCUGAAACUCACCCAGAAAGAAAAAACUUCUGAAAAAUCUGAUAAACUAUCAAUGAACCUUACAAACAUUGUCCUGAACGUAUGCGUUAUCAAAAAACUAAACCGAAUUGAUAAAUUAAGCCUGGUAUCAGAACGAGAGAGCCUGAACCAAGAAAAGCAAAAGUGCGACAGCAUAAAACUGACAUGCCAAAACCUGGUUUACGAAUUGCACCAUUUGGUCUCAAAAACGAACAAAUGUCUAUCUUUUCAAUCUGAAGAUCAAAAUAUCGAACUGGUAUCAGUGGAAGAUUUCAUGAAGAAUGCCCCAGAAGAGGUCACCAACAAAUUUAAAGAUCAUGAUCCGAAUAACGCGGAACAAGAUCACGCCUUAAGGUUGGCAAGACUUGAAUGGGAGCUAACCCAGCGUAAAAAUUUAGCUGAGGAGUGCAAGCUGCUGGAAGAGAAGAAGAAAAAAGUUGUUUCAGAAAUAACCGAAAGAAAAGAAAAACUAAGCGACUUAUUACCUUUACUAAAUAUGGUAAUAAAAGCGGCAAAACCUUUGCAAGAACAUUUGGGAGUCUCCGCGGACCAUACCAGAAAAGAACAUGACCUUGCGCCUCUUUUAGCUGAUCCCAUUUACAUUCUUUAUGCCAAUAUUGUUGCAUACAAAAAUGCCUUUGAAACUACCGUUAACGUCACAAUUUUGGGAGAAAAAGACGAGGCAGUACAAUUUAAUGAGGCACAAGAAGUUUCCAGCUCCAGUUGUUUAAAUGAAGAUGAUUCAGAGUCUGAAUCAGAUUUACCGGAAGUAGAGGAAGUAGUUGAACCAAAGAAGAGGAGACAUAGAAAGUCCGUCCAGCAAGUAGAUCCUUUAGAAGAAAAGAAGAAAAAGAUACUGGAAAUGCAUCCGUUAAGAGUGGAACUUUCUUUAUCGGUGGAAGACGGUCCUAAGCUAUCUGUAGUAUUCAGUUAUUACACCAAAUUAAGACUGGUCACGGCCAACUCGCAGGUCGAAGUUCCCAUUAAGAUUACAGCAAACACCGCCAGAGAGAUACUUUCGGGCCAUAACAUCCUUAGUGAGUUAUUCGAAGGGGAUACGGGCCUGGAAAGUCCCAACCCAAGCACUGGAUAUUUGCUCAGAAAAAUGGGAAUAACUUCGUUUCAAACCCUUGUCCCAGACGUGGGUUAUGCUUAUAGAUGGGCCCAGUCGGUUUGUGGGAUUAAUUAUGUUUCUGUUAAGAAAUACUGCGAAACUCUUAGCCAACAGAGUGUGGAAGCCGUUUUGAAAAUAAUGAGGAAACGGUUGAACAAUAGAACACAUUUGGCCAAGCAAAUGCAACAGUUGGAGCAAAACAUACUGCCCACAAUCCCAGAGAGUAUUGAUGUGCCCAAAAACCACAUAUCGAGCGUUUCAAAAUGGUCUUCAACAACUUAUCAGAAAUUUUGCCAGACCAAGUUUACACAGCCCAUUGUCGACGAAGAGUUUUUAUCUCCGUCAGAUUUGUAUUAUUUAGCACAUAUUACCAGGGGCGAAGCUUGCCUGCAAACGUUCGUGGUAAUAAAAAACACUUAUCCAACUCCUCCGCCAAUUUUCGUACUCAACUUACACUAUAAGGGCGAGUAUGGAUCAAAUAAUUGCGAUGAAAUCCGAGACCUGGAAGCUGUAUUAAAUACAAACUGGAAUUAUGGCAUAAAAAGCUCAUCCUGGUUACUUUCAGCUCAGCUGAGCCAUCUCUGUUCAUUCCUUGACGUUUAUUUGGAAAUACUGGAUCCGAAGACGUUUACUCCUAACGCGAAGUUUAUUCGCCCUAUUAGUCAAAUCUGUUUUUCAGCGGGAGAAAUCGUCGAAGACCAUUUAAGUUCAGAAAAAUUGGCACCGGUGUGUUUACUCAAUAUUAAUUUGUAAGAAUUUUGCAAUUUAGUUGGUUAAAAUAAAAGUUUUUCACGUAUA